AUGCGCGGCAUUCUCCCUGGGCGGCCGCAGGCGAAGCUGCAAGCUGUCGCUCAUGGCCUGUGGGAGCAUAUCCAGAUCAUUGCCUACGUCUCCGGCAAUGCACUCAUCAUCCUCGAUCGACCGAACCACGUCCUCCAAACCAUCUACAUCGACGAAGAGUUAGGGCUCGAAGCCGUCGCACUAGACCAGGGAACAGGCAAAAUCGCAGCUUGUUCAACGCGAAACAUAUACCUAUAUCGGCCAUAUGGGCGGGAUGAGGGUGCCAUCAAGUGGUCGCUGCAAGGCAGCAUGGCCCUCCCAGACCCGGACGACUCGAUCACAACCCUCUCUUGGGGGCUGCCCGACGAAUUGCUCGCAGGCAGUGCCUCGCUCACGCUCUUCAACACGCACAGCGCAACCGAACAGUUAUGGACCAAGCAGCUAGCGAACCCGGUCAAGUUUGCCCACUUCUCGCCAGAUGGCGAGCUGAUUGCUUCGACUGGCAGAUACGACCGGCUACUGAAGAUAUGGCGGCGCACCUCGUAUGGUUCGGCCGAUCAGAGCUUCGAUUACUUCUACCUCCCACAUCCCAAAGCCAUAACAGGCCUGCAUUGGCGACACCCAUAUCAUAAGGAGCAGUCGGCGCAAAAUGUUCUCUAUACAAUAUGCGCCGACUACAAGGUACGCGUGUGGGUCCCCAGCGAACACCACGGCGUGGAUGGCAUGCACGUAUGGGCUGAGGUGGACCUCUUCGAGUCCAUCAUGGCACGGCAUGUACCCCUAGGGCAGCAGUCACAGAAGCGGUUUGCCUUCUUUAUCGACGGCAGGCACUUCACGCAUGCGACAGAAAGAGCCAUGCAGCAGGCGUCAGCAGAAGAAAAAGACCGCGGCAUUGCGUUACAUCACCUGAUUGAGGUUGCGAAUCGCAAUCCUGAGAUCUGCGUCGUGCUGGACGACCGGGGGAACAUGUCCGCGUGGGGCUUCGAGAAUGUUGGAGCUGGAGUGAAGAAGAUUACAGACGUUUUCAACAUUGCUCAUGUCGACGGCUUGCAUCUACACUUUGCCAAGGAACCGAAGGCUAUCGAGGACAACGUACAAUUCUACGCUUUCAUCGGCGACAAACCCGACUCUAAUUUCACCUUGUUAUCACAUCACUUCGAUGGGCGGAUAGAAUGGCUCGAGUCACGUAUCGACUACCUCUUCGAUCCUUCGCCUCAGUUGCAGCGUAUACAGCGUAAGGCUAUGUGGACCGGACACUCACACGCCAUAAAAAAAGUCAAUCGUACAGCCAGUGGGCGUGCACUAGUAUCAAGAACCGUUACAGACGAGUGUAUCAUCUGGCUUCAGCGUCCCAGUGAUCAGGGCAUGACGCUACAUCGACACAGCAGUGUUAAGGUGACCGAGCACAUCCACAGGACAGCGCUACUACAGGAAGGCAACUUCGUCGUCUUCCUACACCACAACGACAUCUCGCUCUGGGAUACACGAGGCCAUGAGGCCAAAGAGGUGGCACGUUGUGCUUACAAGCUGCAAGGCCGGCCACUAUGUUUGCUUGUUAUACCCGAAACGCAGGCAGGAGGUCGACGUGUACACAUUGCGACAAUCAGCUCUGAGAUGAAGGGCAUAUGUUGGGAGGUGACGCUUCCGCUACUAGAGCACGAUCCAGUCACCGGUCGCAAACUCUCUAGUAUUGAGAAAACCAAGGGAUACUCUAAUGGUCAUUUGGAGAUAUCGUUAGAGCAGUACUCUAGCUUUGAUCUUGGUUCAGGUGACGAUCUUGCUUUUGUCCUGCCUGUAGACCCGGCAGGCUCAGCACCGGUCAUUUCAGGCUUUCUCGACACCUUCGCGCGCGACAUCGCCAUCUCAUAUACUAAUUCAGGUGUCAUCAAGUCGUGGACUGCGCGCGUCAAUAUGGAGGAUCGGAGGCUAGAUUGGCUAUUGACCUCAGAAGUUGAUACAAGCGUGCAUAACCCUUCGCUGGCUAGCGGCACGUCGAUAAGGAAAGCCGCCCUGGUGGAUGCCGAGAAAACAACGUUGACUAUCUGGAAUACUCGAAGUGCGCAACUGGAGUACCAGGAAACUUUCAAGGGAAACGGAGUCAUCCAAGAUCUUGAUUGGUCGUCUACACCUGAUAAUCAAUCAAUACUCGCAGUUGGCUUCCCUCAUCGGGUCGUUAUUUAUGCCCAGCUCCGUUACGAUUACCUGAAUGCGGGCGAAUCCUGGGUGCCAAUUCGCGACAUUCGGAUACGAGACAUCACACCACACCCAAUUGGUGACUCUGUCUGGCUUGGGAGUGGGAACCUCAUCAUCGGUGCGGGUAACCAGCUCUUCAUCCAGGAUGAGAAUGUUGCAGUGACUGAAGGCUUGUUCCCCAGUUUAAGAAUGAUCUCGCGCAAGACAGCUUCGAUUGAUAUCUUUACGGCGGUCAGCCGUCUCAACGGUCCACUACCAGUGUACCACCCGCAAUUGCUAUCACAAUGCGUGCUGGCCGGAAGGCUCUUAUUAGUGCAACGGAUAUUGGUUCAGUUGUACCAAAAACUCAAGUUCUGGAUCGAGGGCGAGGAGCUGAAUAGUUCAUUGGGGUUCACUGCAGAGGACUUUUAUGAGUACAAUACGCACAUGGCCACCUCGAGGAAAGACAUGCACUCUUCAUAUGCGGACUUCACAGACGAUAGCGAGCCUCAUGCCGUAACCGAAGAGGUCGCUUCCAAUCUCAAAGAUCUGCUCACCACUAAGCAGAUACCCCUACUCUCAAGCCGCGAGCAAUUUCACCUCGCAGAUAUUGUUGAAUGUAUAGGUAUGGUAGAAAAGCAUCGCCGUUCAAUCGACGAUAAUGCAGGCCGCUUCCUACUUUUCUUCCGACAGCAUGCCCUGAGUGAGGUUUUGAAAGGGCCCAUUUCAUGGCGCGAGAUCAUCUGGGCCUUUCAUUCUGGAAGCCAGGAUAUCUUAGUCGAUAUCGUCAGCAGACACUUCAACGGCAAGAUGUUAUGGCAGCACGCUAAAGAGUGUGGUGUGUUCAUGUGGAUGACGGAUAUCAAUGCCCUACGCACCCAGUUCGAAGUCAUCGCUCGAAACGAGUACACCAAAACCGAAGAAAAGAACCCCGUCGAUUGUGCCCUCUUUUAUCUCGCACUUCGCAAAAAGGCUGUUCUCCUUGGCCUCUGGCGCAUGGCUACCUGGUCGAGGGAACAGGGUGCGACCCACCGCCUCUUGUCCAACAACUUUAAUGAGGAACGAUGGAAGACGGCUGCUCUCAAGAACGCGUAUGCGCUCAUGGGAAAGAGGCGGUUCGAAUACGCCGCUUCGUUCUUCCUACUAGCGGACCAUUUGCAGGAUGCUAUCAGCGUGCUGCACAACCAACUUGGCGACACUCAGCUCGCCAUUGCAGUUGCGCGUGUUUAUGGCGGUGAUGACUCGCUCGUACUACUUAGCUUCUUGAAGGAUAAGGUUCUGCCUCAGGCUGCCCGCGAUGGUAACCGAUGGAUGGCAACCUGGGCUUACUGGCUCCUUGGACGUCGCGACACGGCUGUUCGCGCUCUGGUCACCCCACUUUCGCGUCUCCUUAGUCCGCCCGAGACACCUAAUCUUCAGAGCAAAAGUUACUUGACAGACGACCCCGCGCUCGUCGUUCUUUACAAACAGCUCCGCGAGAAGAGUUUGCAAACACUACGAGGUGCAACUAUGAUCGGUAUGCGAGAAGAGUGGGAGUUCGUACUCCACACAGCCAGGUUAUACGAACGUAUGGGAUGCGACGUCCUUGCACUCGAUCUCGUGAAGACUUGGGAGUUCUUGCUCCCACCACCGCCAACCAAGGCAUUACCUGGACAUCCACCACUUAGCCCAAUGAUGCCACGGGAGUCGUUCCACGCUCACGGACCAAGACAGUCAGCAACAGACUUUGACUUUGAUCCACGCAAGCUGCUACGCCGGAGAAGCUCGCUAGUUGUCGCUGAUUUGCCGGUGCGAGAGCACAUCAAGAACGAACUUGCAGAGAGUAAAGGGACGCUAGAGGAGGAGGAGGAGGAUGAGGAGGGAAGCGGAGAAGAGGACGGAGUGGAGACUGCAAAGGAAGGUGAACAAAAGAAGCCAGGGAUGAUUGAGAAGAAGAAACCACCGCCCACCCAGUUCAAGGAGCCGGAUGCGAAUAGCUUGCUGGAUGCUUUUGGAUUCUAA
Messenger RNA from Cucurbitaria berberidis CBS 394.84, 4152 nucleotides. RefSeq lists its product as uncharacterized. Gene Ontology annotation, cellular component: RAVE complex. Gene Ontology annotation, molecular function: protein binding. The transcript is spliced from 5 exons. Lineage: Eukaryota; Fungi; Ascomycota; Dothideomycetes; Pleosporales; Cucurbitariaceae. The record is from RefSeq and is a predicted model, not a curated record. Gene Ontology annotation, biological process: vacuolar acidification. The coding region runs from base 1 to 4152 and encodes 1383 amino acids.